UCAUGUUCGGUUAUUUCUCAUAUCAUUUUUGAUUCUCCACGUUUCGUUAUCGCUCUUUUCAUUGUCGCCUGCUUUUUGACAAUCAAACACCAUCACAGCUACAAGUUCUUAUCAACGACACGUUACUUUGCGCUUGUGCUGCUUUCCUGCGCUUUUCCACAAGCGAGUAACGCAGUUAGUUACUCGUUCUUUUCGAUUUCACUCGCUCGCGCACACAUCCUUCGGUAGUGCCAACAUUAGCUAGACUGGCCAUUUAACAGUCUCGCUUUACACUUUGUGACACUCGCUUGUCUCCGCCGUUGGUCCUCCGCCAUUAACGCCACGCAGUCUAUCCACCUAUUCGACAUGCUAUUAUACACAUAAUCAAAACGGAAAUUACUAUCGACGCCAAUUGAGUCUGGUUGCUUAUAACAGAUUUCCAAGUACAAAAUGCAAGUUGCAAGAAACCAAAGGUUAAUUGUACAAAGAACUAAUAAAAAUACCAACACUUGUGAUUAGAAGCUGUCAAGAGAGAAAGAUCGCUUCGUUGCUUAGUGAAUCAAUUAUAGGCAAAAAUAUGGAAAAUUAAUAACUCGCAUUAAAACCAAAACGGUCAACUUAACAAUUGCUGAAUAUAAACCAACAAAAAACAAAAGAAUAAAUGCAACAAGAAAAUACAAAAACAACAAUUUUAAACCUGAAACAACGCAUUUAAACACAAAAAACGUAAGCAACACCGACUAAAACGGGUAUAAACCAGGAAAAGUAAAGCAAAACCGAAAUAAAAAUGGCGAAUACCGCACAGCUUUUGCGGCGACAGAGUUCGCGAGACUUCGGUGGUGUGUUGAAAAGUCAAAAGAGCAUUGAUCAACUGGAACUACGGGAAAUGCGCGGUCGCUUGGUACCCAAAGAACAUCAUACCAGCGGUACACAUCAUCAUCCGCAUCCCAGCCACCACCAUCAACCCAUGUAUGGUGCCACCAAUCAGGCGUUUCUCGGUGAUGCUUUUGACGAAUCGACUGAGUUGGAACCGGACGGUUUCGGUGCGCAGGCGAGCACGAGCAAGUCAAAAGCAGAACUGGUCGCAGCAGUCUCGGCCACAGUGGAGGCACAAGCAGAGGAUAUUGUUGAGGGCGAAAAGGAGGGUGAAGAACGUGAAAGUUGGGACAACAAAAUCAUGUUUCUACUCGCCACAAUAGGCUAUGCCGUUGGCUUGGGUAAUGUCUGGCGUUUUCCUUAUUUGGCGCAAAAGAAUGGCGGCGGCGCUUUCCUCGUGCCAUAUUUCAUAAUGCUGUGCAUACAGGGCUUGCCGAUAUUCUAUCUGGAAUUGGCUGUAGGCCAACGACUGCGCAAGGGUGCGAUUGGUGUAUGGAGCCAGGUCUCUCCGUAUUUGGGCGGCAUUGGCAUCUCAUCCGCAGUUGUCAGUUAUAUAGUCGCUUUGUAUUAUAAUACCAUAAUUGCCUGGUGCCUCAUAUACUUGUUGCACAGUUUUGAGUCACCUUUGCCGUGGGCCGAUUGCCCCACACGCCUCUAUGCCAAUUACACAUAUGACCAUGAGCCGGAAUGUGUGGCCUCUUCACCCACGCAAUUCUACUGGUAUCGCACCACACUUCAGUGCUCCGAAAGCGUCAAUGAGCCAGAAAAUUUUAAUUAUCACAUGGCUAUAGCGUUAAUAGUUUCAUGGUUUCUCGUUUACAUCUGUAUGGUGCAGGGUAUAACGUCGUCGGGCAAAAUUGUCUAUAUGACAGCCAUAUUUCCGUAUGUGGUGCUCAUAAUAUUCUUUUUCCGCGGCAUUACGUUGAAAGGCGCCUCAGAAGGUGUUGCACAUCUCUUCACGCCACGCUGGGAAACACUACUUGACCCGGUUGUUUGGCUAGAAGCCGGUACGCAGAUUUUCUUCUCACUCGGACUUGCGUUUGGCGGCUUGAUCGCCUUCAGUUCAUACAAUCCUGCCAACAAUAAUUGUUAUCGCGAUGCCAUCUUAGUGUCUCUCACAAAUUGUGGCACUUCGAUGUUUGCUGGCGUUGUCGUCUUUUCGGUGAUCGGCUUCAAGGCCACAUCAACAUUCGAUCGUUGCAAUGAGGAACGUCAAAGUAUGAUCGCACAAAAUAGAACCACAAACUUACCAGUAUGUGAUCUGCAAAAAGAACUGGCGAACAGCGCUUCCGGUACUGGCUUGGCCUUCAUCAUAUUCACCGAAGCGAUCAAUCAAUUUCCCGGGGCACAAAUAUGGGCCGUGUUGUUUUUCCUUAUGCUUUUCACACUCGGCAUCGAUUCACAGUUCGGCACGCUGGAAGGCGUCGUAACCUCGCUAGUGGAUAUGAAACUCUUUCCAAAUCUACCCAAGGAAUGGAUUGUGGGGGGUCUUUGCUUUUCCUGCUGUUUAAUCUCAAUGUGCUUUGCUAACGGCGCUGGAAGCUAUAUAUUUCAGCUAAUGGAUAGUUUUGCUGGCAACUUCCCACUUCUGAUCAUUGCACUCUUCGAAUGCCUGUCGAUCAGCUAUAUCUACGGUGUUAGAAGGUUCUCCGACGACAUUGAAAUGAUGACUGGUUCGCGUCCCGGCUUAUAUUGGAUGUUAUGCUGGAAGUAUCUCUCACCUGCUGCCAUGAUCACAAUAUUGCUGGCCUCGUUCUAUCAAUUGCUCACCGAGGGUAGCAGUUAUCCCGCUUGGAUAGCAGCUAAAGGGCUGACCGAGAAGCUUGAGUGGCCUCAUUGGUGCAUUGUUAUUGCAUUUUUCCUUAUACUGUCGUCAAUAUUGUGGAUACCGAUCGUGGCGAUACUGAGAUUAUGUGGAAUUAAGGUGGUGGAAGACACAGAUCCUGCUUGGUUCCCAGAAGCCGAGCUGAAAGAAGUGCACGGCAUUGUGCCACACGAACCUACCGAAAUCGAACGCAGCAUAUUUUGUUUCAAUAUGGAUGGCACAGAGGGCAUGUGCUGUCCAAAAUAUGGCUUGCCAGAGAAAUCGCUCGAAGAAGAGGAAUAAAUAUACAAAAAGGCAAAGGAAUAAAGAAAAUAAAAAAAAUAUGUGAAGAAGAUCACAAAGGUGCGAUGAAAAUGCUGAAACGAGUGGCAUAAAUAAAAAGAAGUACAUAUUUAUUAACGACUCAUACGAAACCGUCGAGAAUAUACUUCAAACGAAAGAGGGUGUAUAGAACAUGCAAAAAAAAAACUAGUUCGAAUGAGCAAAGUGAACAAAAUAAGUAUAAAAAGGAUGAAGUUAUCAACAUUUUAUUUUAUAAAAAAUCUGCAUUUUUGGUGUUUUGGUGCGUAAAAAUGGUUUGGUGACUCAACUAUACAAUAAUACGUUAAGCAUGACAUAAAUAUUAUAUAUAUAUAUACAUAUAAAUUAUACAUAAAUAUAUCUAUACAAAAGUAUAUAAUAUAAGUUAAUUCUGUAGAAUUACACUUAAAGACAAUAAUUUAAAGUAGCGCAUUGUUUAGACAUAAGUUUAGACAAGAGAAUCUACUUGUAAAUAUAUUAAAGUAUUUCUAAAAUUUAAGGACAAUAAUAAUGUUGAGCAUACUUGAACAAAAGCUACACUGAUACAAAUACUUAACGCCUAAAGGAAA
Messenger RNA from Bactrocera dorsalis (oriental fruit fly), 3549 nucleotides. RefSeq names its product sodium-dependent neutral amino acid transporter B(0)AT3. Gene Ontology annotation, biological process: sodium ion transmembrane transport. The transcript has 11 exons. Lineage: Eukaryota; Metazoa; Arthropoda; Insecta; Diptera; Tephritidae. The coding region runs from base 767 to 2962 and encodes 731 amino acids. The record is from RefSeq and is a predicted model, not a curated record. Gene Ontology annotation, cellular component: membrane.